ACAUUUAGAGAAGAAUUUCAACAGGGUGCGGUACGAUCGUCAUCUUGACAACAUUGGUAAUUUCUCUCAACAUAAUAUAUAUACUUUUUCAAGACUUUUUCCAGCACUCUAUCAUGUUGUUGUAUAGUAUCUUCCUAACUGUGAGUAUUUUACUCUUGUCUAUUAAGUUAAGCUGAACAAUCAAUGGAUGUAGCGAAUGGGAUUAUCAGCAAUGGUUCAGAAAGUGAUAAAGACUUCACGACUGAUCACUGGAUGGAACAACUUAUCAAAAAGCUUAAUAUUCCACCAGACAUUCAGAAAGAACCUUAUUUCCAAGAAGCUGUUAACCAGUUAGCUUCUUCGAGUUUCGACAACUUAUCUGCUGCGGUGCGUCAGUUAAGAAAUAUCCGUGAUACUCUGAAAAAUAAGACUAAAUCUUUAGCUGCGGAAAAUUAUCAUAUUUUUCUGGCUACAAAGGAUGCAAGUCAGAAUAUCUUGGACAGAACUUCCGAAAUGUCGAAUGCUAAUCAGCUUCUUUUAUCACAAAUCACUGAGUUUUUUCAAUGUUCUGGUGAAUUUUUAUCAAAGACUCGAUCUAUUGAAGCUUCUCUUAAGAAGAAUAGAAGUGCUUUGGAGAAUCACACACAGCUGUUAGAAAUCAUAGAACUUCCACAAUUAAUGCAAACAUGUGUGCACAAUGGUCAUUUUGAUGAUGCUAUAUCAAUUUUUACGCAUAGUAAAAUGUUAUUCAAUAAAUACGGAUCGAAUAGUCCCGUCCUACGAAUGAUCCACAAACAAGUAUCCGCCGUGGGGUCACAGUUUGUCCACCAGCUAUGUGACCAACUAAGAGCACCUAUCUCUUUACCUUUAUGCAUCAAGACCGUUGUAUUUCUUCGUAGAACGGGAUUAUUAAGCGAACAAGAAUUACGGUUAAAAUUUCUGCAAACUCGUACAGCUUGUCUUAAAAAUCAGAUCAACGCCUCUUUAAUCACAUGUAUACCAAAAGAUCUGUCUAGUGUGGAUAAACGUGAAAAGUUAUCUGGGUUUCGUUCAUUUCAAGGAAAUCAUGACCGAGCCUAUUGGAUAGCUACACGACUUAUUGAGGUUACACGUGUUCAACUAUUCGACAUAGUUACUCAAUAUCGAGCAGUGUUUCCCGAUGAAGAUAGUAUUCUUCCUCAAGCAUAUAAAACACAAGGAAAACAAUCAUUCACCUCUAAAUACUCAGGGAAUUCAGUCUAUUCCACUUCUUUAUUAAAAGGUUUAAAACCAUUCGAUUAUAAUUCGUCUAGUCCAAAUUUAUUACAUGCUUGGUUAGUUGAUCAAGUGGCUGACUUUCUAAUCAAUCUGUCUAAUAAUCUUCAAACAAUGAUGUAUCAACCGAAAGCUAAUCCACAAGAAUUAAUGGAUCGUUUGUUAAAAGCUGCUGGUUCUUCUUCAGACUCGAAUAAUUUAAUGUAUAAAUCAGAUGGAAAUGGUGUAUGCCUUGAAACAUUAUUCACUCAAUUACAGUCGUUAGCUUCUCAGUCAAUGUAUUUUGGUCGUUCACUUCAAAGGAUUGGCUGUGAUUUUAGACCACAUUUAGCAAAUCUUUUUUCUAAUCAAAUUGAAUUAUUUAUUCAGAGUUAUAUCGAUAAUAUUGUCUCAGAAUUCAAAUCUGCACUAAUGAAUUGGGUAUGGAAAAUCCCAUCGGACAGUGUCCAAGUCAAUGGAUCGUAUACAGAAAGGAAUGACAGCGUCUUAAGUUCUUAUUCAAAAAUGAUCAACAGUUUACUUGAAUACCCUCCAUUAAUACUGCUAUAUAAUGGUUAUGUUGAAUUGUUUCGUGGAUUGAAUAUUUAUUGUCCAAGCGCUUUGAAAAGCAGAAUUAUUAUAAUCAUAUCAAAUGGCCUACAUUCUUCUGCAUUGUGUAUAACACAAAGUUAUGACAACUUGAAAGAGCAACAUUCUGAUGAUUGGAUAGAUGAUGCAACAUGUUUGGCCAGUGCAUUUUCCACAUCACUGACACAUUGUAUUCUGGCUAAUGUAAUUGACUACCUACUCAUAGAAGACGUUGAUGCGAAUGCUUCACUACCGAUCUGUAGUAAUCCAACUUCAUUGUAUCGUCCUAUUUUAUUAAAUUUAUCCCGAAUGAUCUGUUCACCUAUCUACUUGAAAUGGUCAAGUCUGCUUCCUUCACUGGCGACUACUACUACUACUACUACUACUACUGCUACUGUUCAACCUAUAGUGAACACGAAUAAUAUUGAUUUACAAGUUGAUGUACACUCAUCCACCGUUGAGGAUUGUGUAAAUACUAUGACAACUGAUUUAAAUAUGCUUAAAUUAUCAGCAUCUAAGCCACCCAGUGUAAAUGAUUCUGAUAAUUAUGUUGGAAGUGAUACAGUGAAUGGUGUAUCCUAGGCUGUAAAUUAUUGUGUGUUUUAAGCAAAUUUUUUUAAAUUUAGCUCAAUAUCCCUUGUUUUGGCUUUUAUAUCCUCACUUCCCCUAACUAACUAACUAACUAACUAGCUGACUAGUGAAUAUCUGCUUAUUUGUAUGUUAUAUUGUGUUCAAUUAUUUUUGUAUAUUUUAAUUUAUUCUUUUCUUUCUUCCUUUCUUCCCUUUAUUUUUUACAAAAUAUUGUUAUUUUCUUAAAUGAAUUUUGGACAGAUAAACAAUUAUUGUUUAGGCUUGUUUGUAUCUAACUGUGAUAUAAAUAAAAUUUCUAUCAUU
Trichobilharzia regenti is the source of this 2694-nucleotide messenger RNA. The record is from the annotation of a GenBank genome assembly. NCBI's taxonomy places the organism in Eukaryota, Metazoa, Platyhelminthes, Trematoda, Strigeidida, Schistosomatidae.